Messenger RNA from Dentiscutata erythropus, 409 nucleotides. The record is from the annotation of a GenBank genome assembly. NCBI's taxonomy places the organism in Eukaryota, Fungi, Glomeromycota, Glomeromycetes, Diversisporales, Gigasporaceae.
CCAUCGAAAUGUUUGGAGAUCGCCUAGUUUUUCAUACGAUACUAGUCUUCUCUUACGAAAUGUGAACAAGGAUCAGCUUUUUGAUGCUUGGGCUGACGAUUCCUUUACUGAAGGCUGGAAUAAUAAAGAAAGAGCACUAGCUAGAUAUAUGCCAAAUGUAUUAAUAAAAGAACUUGCAAAUUGUUAUUUCGAAGUGGACACUAAAAAGGUAACAUUGAAAACCGACUUUUCUAUAUGGAAGGGCAAUCCAUUUGUAAUAGUUGAUGAAGACAAUCACUUGAAUAACAUUUCCAAAAAUACUUGGUGGGGCGAAUGUCAAAUAGCUGGUGAAUUAUUGGCUUUAGCAUUUGUAAACUACAAUGUAUUACAACGAAAUACCGUGCUCAAUCAUUCUUUGCAAUACGUGUAA